UUUUUUUUUUUUUUUUGGUUCCGCCUUUUUUUUUUCGCUUUCUCUUUUACCUUUUUUUCCCUCUUUUUCUUCUUCCUUUUUCUUUCUUUCUUUGGAAACUUAACUCUUUGAUUCUUCUUUGGAUUCAACAUCACCAUUAUAUAUACUCCAACCUCAUGUCACCACCAAACACUGCCAACAGAAAACAAGUACAACAACAGCGACAUUCUUUAGUGGACAGAUGUUCUACCAUUCGGGCAUGUGAACCUUGCCGUGGACGCAAAAGAAUAUGUAAUGGAGAAGCUCCAGGGUGUAUUUACAAUAUGAUUUCCGAUCAUGCACGCAGCGUUUUCACCACAAGCACCGCGCGACGUCUUAGUUCUGGAUCUGCCUGUGAAACUUGCCGUCGUAGGAAGACAAAAUGUGAUGCCGGACAACCUUGUAGCUAUUGUGCAGCCAACAACUUGAAAUGUGUCAAUAAUGCCGAACGUAGAAAACGAUCCAGUAUGUCAGUCGUAUCAACAUCAUUAUCAUCACCAUCAUCCACCUCAACGUCUCCUUCAUCAGCUAUGAACUUACCGGCUUCAUUUUCAUCACCGUCAUCAAAUACGUUCCUGGGAAACACUAACUCUGAUCACGAGGCUAUGGAUCGCAUUGAAGAUCGGCUUAGGCGCAUCGAACAACUCAUGACCGUUUUCACCCCAAGCCCUCUCUCACAAAGUACUCUGUAUCCCGAUGAUGUCUAUAGAACUUGCCGAACCAAAGACAACAGCAACAAUAUUUCUCCUCACUUUGUUCGCCAACAACGUCAUUCAGUACAAGGAAUUACCGUUGCGAAGGAACAAUUGGAAUUACAAAUUGCUAGAAGGGUUCGGUAAUUCAUCAUCAACUUCCUCAGAUCUUUUACAUGCAGGGGCAUAUAUCACACCUCCAAAUAGUGGUGGGAAAAAACAACAACAACAUCAACAUCAUCAACAAUCAUCAUCGUCAUCAUCAUCAUCGUCAUCACCAUUAUCAUCACCAUUA
Messenger RNA from Halteromyces radiatus, 1005 nucleotides. RefSeq lists its product as uncharacterized. NCBI's taxonomy places the organism in Eukaryota, Fungi, Mucoromycota, Mucoromycetes, Mucorales, Cunninghamellaceae. Bases 156 to 857 code for a protein of 233 amino acids. Gene Ontology annotation, molecular function: DNA-binding transcription factor activity, RNA polymerase II-specific; zinc ion binding. Gene Ontology annotation, biological process: regulation of DNA-templated transcription. The record is from RefSeq and is a predicted model, not a curated record. The transcript has 2 exons.